This is a messenger RNA of Paramecium octaurelia, 1440 nucleotides long. Lineage: Eukaryota; Ciliophora; Oligohymenophorea; Peniculida; Parameciidae. The record is from the annotation of a GenBank genome assembly.
AUGAAUAAAUUUACUUUAAAAUUUGAUGAUAAAAUAUUAGAAGAAUAAUAUUAAAAAGUUAAACUGUCUAAAAUUAGAAAACCCAUUUAUUUGGGACUGUUGUUACUAUGUUUUUGCAUGAUGAGUUCAAAUGCCAUAUUAAGCUUGUUUACUUCACAAUAACAGACCGUAAAAACAUACAUCAAUUAUUCUUACCUAAUAUUUAUGGUCUUCUAAGCCCUAAUUGUAUACAAAAGACCUUAUCUAAUCAAAUACUUGUUGGUAUUAUCAAAUAUUGCCACAGGGUUGUUGCAAUUCAAUUUUAAUGAAUCAACCCCAGCCUAAAUAUACUAUGACUAAAGUUCUUCAUUUACUUAAUUACAAGCAGUCGCAUACUUCAUUUCUGAUUUCAAAGAUGGAGUAAUUCAAGUUUUAGCCUUGCUCUUUAUGCGAUUGAUGAUUACUUCAAUGAAAAUAGGAAAUGUAGAUUUGCAGACAAUUCUAAUAGGAAUUGCCUCUACCUCCUUUAUUCUCGUCACCCUCUACAUAAAUGACUAAAAUUCAAGAAAGGAAUUCUUAGGCAGCAUUUAAGAGGACUUAUGGGAUCAUUCCUUAGCCAUCCUCAUUAAAAAGCCUCAUUUCAGAGUUUAAUAUAAUAAGGAAUAUAUGAAGAUAGAUUUAGUUUCCUCCCACCAAUUAUGUGAAUUCCCAGGCUACGAUGAAAAUCUGUGCGAAGGAUGUAAUAGUAGAUAGAUGUUACAUUUAUAUUAAUACAAUAAAGUUAAUUUAUCUGAUUUUAUUCUAGAAUAGGCUUAGACAAUCUAAAAUUCAUUCAAAGUUCAAUACAAGCAUCACUCACUUUAAUUGAGAAUAGUUUGUGUUGGAAUAAAGAAUUUAAAUAUUGUUGUCAUUUAUGAAAAAUUAAGAGCAGAUGUAAGUGAAAAGAUAGUACCGGUUAAAUUGAGAAAUUUAAUUUUUCAAUAUAUUCAAUCUUAAUCUCAAAGAACGAUUUAUUAAAGGUUAUUUAAUCAAGGCUUAUUAUCAAUUUUGUUAAUUAAUAAAAUGAAAUUAAAAGAAGUGGAAAUUACCAAAAUGUUCAAAAAAUUGAAUAAAUAGUUUAAAUACACUAUGAAACCUCUUAAAAUACUACCUAAACAUGUCAAUUUUAAAUUUUACACUUAUUCUUCCUAAUUGAAAAUAUUUUUAGUUUAAAUCUUUCAAAUAUUUGAUUAAAUCUCGAAAAAGAGAAUAUCGAUACUAUUUCAAGAUUUAGAAGAUUGCAAUUUAAUGCAGAUUAAAUUUAAAUAAAGUUAAGAAAGAAAUCUGAACCUCUUAUUUCUUAGCUUUUAUAGUAAGAAUAUUUUUAUACAGCAAAUCAAACCACUCUUGUUGUUUAAUGAGCUAAAUUUAGAUUUGCAGAUACAAUUUAAAAAACACAUACCAUACUAACUAAUUUAUUGA